This is a messenger RNA of Mastomys coucha (southern multimammate mouse), 6444 nucleotides long. It is a transcript of the gene Slc44a5, whose product is annotated as solute carrier family 44 member 5. Bases 285 to 2540 code for a protein of 751 amino acids. Gene Ontology annotation, biological process: transmembrane transport. The transcript is spliced from 24 exons. Gene Ontology annotation, cellular component: membrane. Lineage: Eukaryota; Metazoa; Chordata; Mammalia; Rodentia; Muridae. The record is from RefSeq and is a predicted model, not a curated record. Gene Ontology annotation, molecular function: transmembrane transporter activity.
UGGCACUCCGGGGGCGCCCUCCAGCAGAGGCGCCGCACAGCAGAGGGGGCCACCGUGGCCACCGCAGAGCGUGCGGGGGUCGGUCUGGCGGCAGGCAGCGGAGGGGCGACUGCGCCCGCGCAGCAGAGCCGAGUGGAGUGGAGCGCGCAACCUGACCGCCGCCGCCUGGCAUAUGCCAUCACCGCCACAAAGAGCUCGCUGAGCUCAGGCGGCGGGAGCUCCAGGGGCUGCGCGGAACGGGAGGCUCUUCGCGGCAGACCCGGGGGGAAGGGACCGGACUGAGGAUGGCCCAGAAGAGAAAGCCCCCCAGCAGUCAGGAAAAAACAGAGCCUGAGGAUCAAGAUGAGGAGGAUAUCUACCUUCCAGAUGAACCUGAACCCAUUCAAGGAGCCGCUCAAGGAGCCGCUCAAGGAGCCACUCGGUUUCAUCAUGAACCUCGAGUAGGUCUCCCAAGGAGGUAUGAUCCAGAUUUCCAGGGACCUAUUGCCAAAAGGAGUUGUACGGACAUUCUAUGCUGUAUGAUCUUCCUACUGUUUAUUUUGGGCUACAUUCUGUUAGGACUCUUGGCUUGGGCACAUGGUGACCCCAGAAAAAUGGCCUAUCCUACAGACAGCCGUGGACACUUUUGUGGCCAGAAGGGAACCCCCAAUGAGAACAAGACAAUUCUGUUUUACUUCAACAUAUUUAAAUGCACCAGUGUUUCCACAAUGCUUCGGCUACAGUGCUCGACCACACAGAUCUGCGUUUCCCGGUGCCCAGAGACAUUCCUCACCUACUUGGACAUGCAGUUUUUGAACAGAAAAGACAAAAACUACUGGGAAUACUAUCGCCAGUUCUGCAAGGCCAAGGCCAAUCCUGUGAAGAGUCUCAGAGAUCUUCUGUCCAGUGGUGACUGUCCUCUAGCAGUGUACCCGAGCAGACCUUUUCUGCAGAGAUGUGUACCUGACCUUUCAGCUCUCAAUGGCACCUUGACUUUAGGAAAAGGGAUGCACUUUCAAGACGGAAGUGGGCAGACCAGGAAUAUUGUAGAACUCAGGGAGGCUGCAAAUGGCAUUAGUGAUGUGAUCAAUGCCAGGACGAUCGGGCUGAAGCUGCUUGAAGACUAUUUGACCUCGUGGAAAUGGAUUCUCCUCGGCCUGACUGUUGCCAUGGCACUGAGUUGGAUUUUUUUGAUACUUCUGAGGUUCACAGCUGGAUUCCUCUUCUGGUUCUUCAUAUUUGGUGUGCUUGGAAUUAUAGGAUAUGGAAUAUGGUACUGUUUUGUGGAGUACAUCAGCAUUCAGGAGAAACCACGGUCAGCGUUCUGGAUGUACAACUUCAGGAUUCAGAGAUUAAACAUGUUCUUUCACUUGAAGGAGACCUGGUUUUCAAUGAUGAUCAUCUUGUUCAUCAUUGAAGUCAUCAUCAUCAUUGUGUUGAUCUUCCUCAGGACUCGGAUUCGAGUGGCCAUCAUCCUGCUGAAGGAAGGAAGCAAAGCCAUUGGCUACCUUCCCAGUGCGUUACUGUACCCAGUGUUAACCUUCAUCUUGCUAUCAAUCUGCAUUUCCUACUGGGCAGUGACAGCUGUUUUCUUGGCUACAUCAGGGGAACCAAUAUUCAAAGUUAUGGUCCCAGAGGGGCAAUGUAUAUAUGAAGAUGAAGUUUGUGACCCAGAGAUUUUUCCUAAAACUAUCAUUCCCAAAGACUGCCCCGGUGCAUCGUGUAACUUUGCUUUCUAUGGUGGAAGAAACAUGUACCACGAUUACAUCUUGACCUUCCAGAUCUACAACCUCUUUGGCUUCCUUUGGCUUAUAAACUUUGUCAUUGCAUUGGGUCAAUGUGCCCUUGCUGGUGCCUUUGCUUCUUAUUACUGGGCAAUGAGAAAACCUGAAGACAUUCCGAAGUACCCACUCUUUACUGCGUUCGGGCGAGCAGUACGAUACCACACAGGGUCUCUGGCCUUUGGAUCUUUGAUCCUUGCAUCCGUUCAGCUGUUUAAAGCAAUCAUAGAGUACCUGGACAGGCGACUUAAAAAGGCUCAGAACAGUUUGGCUCAGUUCCUGCAAUGUUGCCUACAGUGUUGUUUCUGGUGUUUGGAGAAGAUGGUGAAGUUUUUAAACAGAAAUGCGUACAUUAUGAUUGCGUUAUAUGGCAAAAACUUCUGUGAGUCAACAAGAGAUGCUUUCUACCUACUCAUGAGAAACAUUUUGAAAGUCACAGUUACAGAUGAAGUCACAUAUUUUGUAUUACUCCUGGGAAAAGUCCUGGUUUCUGGGAUUGUAGGUGUCCUGGCCUUCCUGCUCUUCACAGAAAGACUGCAAGUAAUUGUAGAAGGACCAACGACUUUAAAUUACUACUGGGUCCCCUUCCUGACUCUUGUGUUUGGAUCUUACAUGAUCGCUCACGGGUUCUUCAGCGUCUAUUCAAUGUGUGUUGAAACCAUUUUCAUCUGCUUCUGUGAAGAUCUGGAGAGGAAUGACGGGUCUGCCGAGAAGCCUUACUUUGUUACACCCAGCCUGCACAGCAUUCUGACCAAGAAGCGUCCAGUUCCCCAGAGAUAGAUCAGAGUAGAGAGGCUCCACGCAGGAGCUGUGUGAAUUAGGUUGUCUGCAACACGAAACUGCUGCUCUAGGGCAGUAUUUCUGCUGUGUCUGGAAAGGGGCACUUGGUGCCGUCUGAGGGAUUAGGCAUUUGACUGGCCUAGUUUACUUUCUAGACUGCGGUCCCAAGUGCAAACAUCUGUAGCUGACAAUGUUUUAAUAACUUUUAUAACUUUGCUAGCCUUUCUCUUUUAUAGGUGUAUGUUUGUAAAGGGUAUUCAGGCAGUUUUUUUUUACAACACUAUAAAUGUGUAAUCAAUUAGCCAUAAAAAUAUUGAGUUGUAGUUGAUCAGCAUAUGGUACUGAGUUUGUAAAUAUGCUGCUAAGGUUGUAGUUACUGUUGAAGCUGGUGGAGACAGCUCUAAAACUGUGAUUCAGCUUGUAUUCCUGGUUUCCUAGAAAGCAUAUUUCAAGUGGGCCCAGUGGGCCCAGCACUAACCCUUUUGACGUGAAGUGAGCCUGGAGCCUCAGCUCUCUGUUAUAAUGAAAUGAGACUCAUACUUGGGUGAAGUCAGACUUAGGGGAUGUCCGCUCCACUUCUGUGAGCCCCGGCCACCGGAGAAUAUCUGAACAGAGCAGAAAUAGCUACCUCCCUCAUUUCUUGUCUCUCCUGAGUUUCCUGACACAGCCGUGUAGAAGGCCUGUGGAUUCUCCUUUUCAUGGGGACACCCAUGCUCAAGGUCAAAGUUCAACUUUCAGUGAGGGGGAAAAGCCGAUGAGCCUGUUCAGACCGUGGCCUCCUGUCAGGUACCACAUCUGGUGCUUCCUUGGAGUAUGUAUACUUCAGAUCAAGAGUUCUUCCAUGACCACAGCCCCAGGGCUUAGAGUGGAAGCUAGCUUGUUGUGGCCAUGCCUAAAUCUCACACGGUGCAGAAAAGCGAAUUGGACCAACAUGAGCUGCAUGAUUUUCCCUGUGUGUGGAAAUGGAUCACCUGGCUAAGGAUAAAAAGGCCUUCCACAGAGCACAGGAUUAACUGGUGCCCUUUGGUUUUGACACUAAACUCACUUCAGGUUAUCUAUAUAUUAAUAAUGUAAUGUGUGGCUAUCAAUAAGGCACACAUAUUUGAGAGUUGGAAAUAUAUCCUUGUGUUAUAAGUUAAUAGAAAUGCUAAUUUACUUAUCCUGAAGUGUGUGAACCUAGAUUUAGAAUGGUUGUAUGGCAGCUUCCUACAUAGAGCCAAUAAUUCCAGAAGAUUUUCAAAGUAUUUUUGAAGUAUUCCGAAGCGUCACUAGCUUGUUCUUGGCUUGCUGUAGUGAGAUUAUCAGUCCCAAAUGUCACCUGUCAUUUUUUCCCUUGAUAACAGAGAAAAUCAAUCACUUGUCUAUUUUUCUUGCAUUUUAGUAGUAUUUUAUUUACAGCCAUGCAAGGACCUCAACAAAAACCUAUGACAAUGGUGACAUAUAGCGAGCCCGUAGCUGUAGGUAUCCACUUAACCCAUAAACUUGUGUUAGGAUGUGGACUACUCUCUGCACCGUGAUAAAAACCUCUAGUUGAUUCAGAUACAUGCAAAAAUUGUGAAGUUGGCUAUAGAUCAAUAUAAGAAAUUAGCUGUCAUUUUGCUGUGUUAUGGUAUAUUCGCACUCAGAAAAAAGGUCUCCCUUUGUUACUUCUGUAAUUAAAAUGCAUAGAGUAAAAAUGAACGUUUUUUGAGAAGAAUUUAGAAGCCAUUUUUCUUACACAGCAAUUAAAGUUUUGAAACACAGAGCAAUAUUUCCAGAAUUGCUUAUGGAAGGAUUUGAGAUCACACACAAAAGAUCUCUUUGUCGAGGCUUUACAAUCUAAAUUGCCAUUGGCAAAACAAAGGCAAUUUGGAAAUAGAUAUUGUAAUUUAGAAAGUGGAUUUGGAUGGAGAGUAAACGUUAUUUCCUCAGUUCUAUGGAAAUGAUUGAACUGUCGCCAGAACUGACCUGGGACACAGAAUGAAAUGAUAUCUUAUCGAUGUAUUAAUAAGGGCUGAUUGUUUUCUCAUAGCUGUUUACAAUGAGCGCUGAUGCUGUCUAAACGAGCGAUGUUCGGCGUUGCUGUGCAGCGGGUGGGCAGCAGGUGGCGAUGUUGCUCCUCCCACCGCUUCGCUGCUCUAUUGACUUUGCCCUCCUCCCUCCUAGUGGAAGACCUAGAAAGAAACGAAGGCUCUUAUUCAAGACCCUUUUUCUCGACUCCGACUCUAAUGAAGAUUUUGCUGGAGGAGGGCAAGAUCAAGAAGUGGUAGGAGAGCCAGCUGGGCAUCCUGCCGCCUGUAUCGCCUGCCUCCCUCCCACACUGUAUCUGUCCAACACACCUUCUGUAGUGCUUUGGUUGGGGACCUUCGUAUCCCAGCCCUGCUGGCUUGCUUUUGCAUCUUAUACCAAAGCCCAUACUGUAGCCUGUGAAGUCAUCAGAAGUCGCAAGGGAAUUGUUAAAUACAUGCAACAUUUUUAUACUAAGAUCUUUCGUUUUGUAAUUUAUUUUUAUUAUUUUUUUUUACAUAGAGUCACUUGGAUGUUUUGAAAAAUAUAUUGAAAACAAUCAUAAUCUUUUUAAUAGUACUCGACGAAGGAUACAUGAUUUAAAUUGGUAGCUCCUAGUAUCUUUUUAAAGAAGACGACUAAAAGACUUCUGUAGGGGAAAAAUUGGUAAUUAAAGCAAGAUAAGUGUUUUUAAGGCCCUUCCCCCACUCCUGGUUGACAGUCAACCGGUUAAGCGGACCACCCGCUUUGGGUUUUGCCCCAGUAGAGAAUGCAUCCUGUGAGAGCUGCCAGUCAGUCAUCUGCCCUUACCACUCAAUUCUCUCAGUGCCUUCCUGGCUGGCCAGUACUUCCCGGACCUUGUGGGAAAGUGGACAGACCUCCUUUGAAAGAAAUUAAACUUUAAACCCUGCAGUGUUGAGUGAUGACAAGUCUUCUCAUGUUUCUUUUGUUUUGUUAUUUUUGUUUUGUUUUGUUUUUGAUGUUUUGUUUUGUUUGGGGUUUUCUUGUUUUGUUUGGGGUUCUCUUCCCUGUCUUGCUCACUGACUGGACUCCACUGGCCAUGACUUUACUCUUGGAUAUCCUCACCAUCAGAGGAGUACAUUGUGUGAUACAAACAAUUCCCCUUGUGCCUAGUGGCUAUUUACAAAUGGGUGCCACAGGCAAGCAAAGCAGCCUGAAAGAACACGUGUUGGGUUUGUCUUUGUUUUUACUAAACGAAGUUUUAAAGUAUAAUCUUUUCUAGAGCGGUUCCUUAAAACUAUGGGUCAGCAUGUACAUGCCCAGUGUCUUACCCAUACCUGAAGGGUCAGCCUGUGGGAGUGCCACAGGGAAACUUUCCCUCUGAGGGGAAGCUGUGUGCUGUGCUGAAAAGCUCCGUUAUACAUGGCUCUCCCAUCCUGUUAUGGAUUGCCAAUUCCACUAACUUUUAUAUGAAACAAACUGUUUACCUGUCAGGUUUUUUAUUGUGCCAAUAGGAACUGGAACAGUUUUUAAUUCCAUUUUGAAUAAUUUUAUGAGGAUUGCUAAGUUUUUGGAGAACUUGACUCAGUUAGCCAACUCAGCAUAAGAGCAAAUCACUGAGAAGGCAUUAGUGAGAGUCAAUCAACAAUAACCUACUGCUGUUUAUUGACGGUUUGUUGAAAAGUCACUUUAGAUAUCUUUAUACCAAAAAGUUCCCACCAGCGCCUUGCAGUGUGGGCUUAUCACCCCUAGCCUACCCCGCCCCACGCCUGGUGGUUUGGGCUCUCCUGAGCCCAUGGCGGUGUGGGUUAUGUAGUUAGUGUGUCUCUGCUAUGCAGGAACACUAAAAGCAUAUGGUCUAAAUACAUUUGAUAGCUAAAAUGGUUAAUAUUUCAUUAAAUUUGUUGGUACUCAUUGUAUAUUUGGUUUCUUCUAAUAAAGAUUUCCAUAAGAGACA